This is a messenger RNA of Cryphonectria parasitica EP155, 768 nucleotides long. Its product is annotated as P-loop containing nucleoside triphosphate hydrolase protein. NCBI's taxonomy places the organism in Eukaryota, Fungi, Ascomycota, Sordariomycetes, Diaporthales, Cryphonectriaceae. The record is from RefSeq and is a predicted model, not a curated record. Gene Ontology annotation, cellular component: mitochondrial inner membrane. The transcript has 4 exons. Gene Ontology annotation, molecular function: ATP hydrolysis activity; ATP binding. Gene Ontology annotation, biological process: mitochondrial respiratory chain complex III assembly; protein insertion into mitochondrial inner membrane from matrix. The annotation marks the transcript as partial.
CGUCCCCUGAGUACAGUCGUCCUUGACGAGCAGCAAAAGGACGUGAUCAUCACCGACAUCAGGAACUUCCUCACCCGCUCAGGUGUCUUAUGGUACCGGGAGAAAGGCCUCCCUCUCCGUCUCGGCUACCUCUUCAGCGGACCACCCGGUACGGGCAAGUCUUCCCUGGCCUUCGCCCUGGCUAGCGACUUUGGUCUGCCAGUGUACAUGAUCAACCUCUCGUCACCGGGCCUCAAUGAUAGCGACAUUGAGUCGCUCUUCUGUAGCCUCCCUCGCCACUGUAUCGUCUUGCUUGAGGACGUCGAUGCUACACAGCCACUGUCAAGGAAUCUCCCCAAGGACCAAAAGGAAGCCGACGACAAAGACUCACGGUCCAGGACGCGCGAGAACACGGUGACACUGAGCGGAUUGCUGAACGCGAUAGAUGGACUUGACGUUCCUUUCUCACCUCUCUUAGGCCGCAUCCUGAUCAUGACAACCAACCACAUCGAGAACCUAGACGAAGCCCUCAUCCGAACAGGCCGAGCCGACCGCAUCAUCUCCUUCACCAAGACAACCAAGAAGCAGGCCGAGGAUAUGUUUAUCAACGCGCUGAAGCACCCAGAGAUGGAGGACUGGACGGACGAGGACAUUUAUGUGCUGGCCAAGGAGUUUUCCGACAAGAUCCAGGAUGCCAAGUUCAGCCCGGCUCUGAUCCAGCAGUACUUUAAGGACUUUCGUGCGGAGCCCAGGCGGGCUGUGCAGGAGCUGGAGGAAUGGAUGAAAGAC